GGGCAUUCUUUAAACCGCUGUUCUGCUAUUGACGAGCAUGAACGUUCCAGUGAUAAAAUGUUAUUAAUUACUGCAAAUGCGAUACUACUCGCCUUCAUCAACCUGUUACAGAAUACAGGAGCACAAGACCCCUGUCUUCCGACAACCUACCACCUUCUUGAUGACUCAUGGCGCUCGUCUGAAUAUGAUGAAUCUGAUGUCGGGUGUGAUAUAACCUUGACGGAGAGAUGGUACCGCCCCGUUUCCGGUGCUGGUGUUUCCAUGCCGACGGACGCACCGGCCCUGAACAAAUGUGGUACUAGGUUUCCGAUAUGGAUGGAUGACGUUUUACCAGACACCUCAGACAUAACAAGUGUAAAUGUAUGUAUGCGAAGCCUGUAUUCAGCCUGCAAACAUACAUGGAGCAUACGGGUGAAGAAGUGUAGUUCAUUUUAUGUCUAUGAACUAACACAAACAAGUCUUUGUGCAGCUGCGUAUUGUUUCGGGUCUGAAUUACCGUGUCCUGUCGGGCAAACAUCUGACACUGGCUUCACUCCUGGAUGUGGAGUGGGUACAAAUGUGACGCUGAAUGCGGUAGUGACCCCGGGACUAAAAACGGCUUCUAGAGAAGUGUUUGGAAAACCUGUGAUAGUUAAGGAGAUACAAUUCCAGUGUAACAUUGAGAAUAACAGUGACGUAGAUCUUACUGCCUACGUCUAUGAUGUACAGUGGUAUAUUAACGACAACAGCAUUGUGACACACGGGAACAUACCGUACGCCAACAUAACAGAAUCGGCGUUAAGGCAGUCGCAAUGGAUUAAUACAUUCACGCUCGGAUUUCUGGUGAAGUGCGCAGUACGUGUCCGGGUUGUGUCUGAUGGUCCGCCGGCCCCGUACAGCUACAGCAGUGAUUUUUAUGCAGGCUUUACUACUGACGCUUCCCAGUAUACCGUUUUGGAAAGUGGCAGUAUUAACGUGACGGUCAGACUGACAAUUCCAAUCGACUGUAUGUAUCUAGCAGCAUCUACUCCUGCUGAAAUUGCAAAGGCCGUGAAAGAUGAUUGUACUCUUUCGAUUCGUGUAAGAGCGCCAACUUAUUAUGAAGAUGGUCACCUCAGGUGUACAGUAAGUGGAGUAACAGACGAGUCUGUGACCUUUACGAAUGCAGGCUGCGGGAUAGUGUUUCCCUUUAAUGACUGGAAUAUACCCAGAACCUUACAAGUAUUUGGAUCAGCUGAUAAUACCGUCAGCAAAAUGGACAGCAGAACAAUAAAUAUCCGUUUUAGUGCAGACCUCGGCGUCAGCAACACAGCAUGGAGCUUUGCAACUAAGCCAGACAUCCAGGUUGUCGUUGAAGACCGGGAUAUUCUCAUAGCAUCGAAAUCAUGCGAGGUCUGGACUGAUCCUCAUUUAUGGACCCUGGAUAGAUGGUACAUAUCAUUUCAAAAGUUGGGGGAGUUUAUUCUGUUCAAGCAUGAAACGCUACCUAUACGGAUACACGCCGUCUUUGACUUGUGUUCAGGUACACGAGGGACAUGCACAUGUGGCAUUGCAGUCAGGAACCAGGAUGCUGUUUUCAUUAUCAACUUGUGCCGAAAUAGGGUUGGUUCACCCUUGAUAAGUGGUUCAUCAAAUACCAACAGAUACAUAGAGAUGAGAGCCUGUGACGACACGCACAUGACAGUCACCUCCAGUGGUUCUAAAUACUCGGUAACACUUCCAUCCGGAACUUUGAUUACUAUUGAAGCAAUAUUUGGCAGUAACCCAUUUAUUCGUACCUUCAUCCUCACACCUUCUCUCGUGGACUGGAAAUCAUCAUCCGGAUUAUGCGGAAUUUUGGAUGGAAUAUGGAAGAAUGAUAUGAGAAAAAGAGAUGGCACGCCCACAUUUGAUUACGAGGGAUUUGCACAGGAUUGGAGGCUUAAUACUGCUUUGGAUGGAAACUCACUCUUUGCUGUAUCGGAGCCACUUACAGUCAUUCCGUUACCGCCAUUACAGUACUGUAAAUGUCCAGUUGAAUCCAACAAUCCGCCGACUUUCAGUUCCCAAAUUCUGUGUAACAUAACUUCAACCAUAACGGCAUGUACUAAACGAACUAGCUCAGUAGGAUAUGUUCAGGUAUGCGACAAAGCUCUUGGCCAUGCUAAUCGAUACCGAAGAUCUACAGAUGAAGAAGACUAUGAUAUUGCUAAAUUUGACGUUAUCCUUGAUGAAAAUUAUUCAAACGUGGUCGAGAAUCACACAUGGCAAAAUGGCUGGACGGAAGCUCUAGCGAACCAGUCCUGCCGGGAAGCAAUGAAUGAUGAUCCGAUGUUGAAUAAAUGUAAAGAAGUUUUGCCAGUGAUGAAUGAUGCUAUCGACGAAGGAAUGCACAAUUGCAUUAAUGAUAUCAAAAUUUCCGGCGGUACUGGGUUUUUGAAAGACACGGUAGAGUCAGUAAAAAGUAGCUGUCUUAUUAAAGCCAGUCGUUUCGAAAACCUUACAACAGAAGGAUCUGAAAAUGACGACGGUGCGACUUUUCUGGACGAGUUAUUGGAGUUAAGUUGUCCAAACAAUUGUUCUGAAAACGGAAAUUGUACCAAUGGAAAUUGUGUAUGCUACACUGGUUUCUAUGGAGAAGAGUGUGCUCUGGAGCGUGACACAAUUCCUGAAAUAUUGCACGGAGGAAUGACUUGUUCUACUGACAAAAAGUCAUGCACAAAUUUUGUAAUUUCUGGAAGUAACUUUCUGGAUAUCAAUUUGACUUGCCAAGCUAGAUUGAUCAAGGUGUAUAUGAACCGAUGGGAAUUACUUGGUGCACCCAUUCUAUUUCCUGCAAGAUAUCUGAAUGGUAUCAACUGUGUGUGUAUCAUCCCGGACUCUGUCCGGAGACGGCGGGCAGCUGAUGAAAUUUUUGGAGAAGGAUACUUAAUAAGUAUUUCGAAUGACGGAAUCAACUUUAGCAAGGAGACGACCGUUGUUACCUACGACUCAACUUGUUACGAAUGUGACGCAACUAACAGAUCUUGUACUAAACUGGAAUCAUGUGAUUCAACAGCAACUUUGACGACAAUUCCUUCAGAUUCCGAAAGAGGAACUGGAACUAUUCAACCCUCUUCAAAAAAAGAAGAUGGCUUACCUUUGGGAGCAGUUAUAGGAGGUACAGCUGUUGUGCUCGUCUUAAUUUUAGCAAUUACAGCAUCACUGUUGUGCUGGGAUAUUUCGAAGAGCAAGAAGAGCAAGAUAUGCAUGUCCAACGCAGAUAUGACUGAAUGUCCGGGCAGGGAGCGAUACAAAGCGGAGUCAGAUGAUCUGCCAAGCCGACCAACCUCUACCAGAGGAAUCAAAUUAGCUUGGUGACGACAAAGUUCAUUGCAAUUGAAAUUGACUACGGGAAUAAUAACAUUUUCUAGCCUCACGCUACUAAAUAUUUCACUGUGUUUUAUUGCUCAGCUUUUGAGUUAAUAGCUUUAAUAUUGAAGUUCAAAACUAGUGACACUUGUCUUCAUUCAUAAAUGCAUACAUGCCAAAGGCUGAAAAUGCAUUUUAUGCAGAUUUAUUGGCAUAUGCAAGUUUAACAGCCGUCAGUUAUUGACCACUGGAAGUUUACUAGCCAAACUGUGGAAUUGGAACGGAAACACAAUCUGAUGAUUUACCCAUUUGUAUUUCUUUUCCAAUUGAAUACAUAUAGAUUUCAUUCAGUAAAAACAUUAACAGCUAAAUAUUUAAUUUACUGGUUGGCAACAGGACAUUUUUUAGGUACAUGUAGGGAUUGCCUAGAUUUGCCUAUUUAGUUAUGUGAGUCCUCGAUACGAUACAGAUACUUUAUUAUUGGGGGGAAAUACAUGCAGGGAUAUUAUACCCAAGUAAUCUAGGGCGACUUGAUAUUGUUUUCACUGUUUCUUUCUAACUAUGUUUGAGCUCAUCUGUAUUUUGAUAAAUACUACAAUUGGAAAUACGUAUUAAGAACAAACUUAAGGACCAGUGAAGUGCCGAUUUCUAUAAUUACUUUGUAUCUACUCCAAAGUGACUUUUUUUUGUUUAGAAGCAAAUUAAGUGUCGGUAUACAAUAAUUCUUAUUGUGUAUUUCUAUUUAGCUUUUUAUAUAAAUCUUAUGUAUCUUUCAAUCAAACCAUCAAAUUUAAGGACAUGUUUAAGACACAUUGCAUGAUUCAUAGAACUUUGUUCAUAAUUAUCUGUAUAUGACGCUUUAUAAUUCUUGUUUCAUUAUUCAUGAUUUCUGCAUCAUUUGCUUUUUGAUAUUGUUACAGGAAUUACUAUAUAUAUCACACAGACUAUUCCCCCCCUUGUUAUCAUAUUUAUCGUUGUCGUGUAUAUGUUAUGAAAUAUAUUUUUAUAAGUUUGAUAACCGCAUUGAGACUAAUCGAGCCAAUUGCUCGUCUUACAGAGUCGACAUGACUAUAUAUUGUUUUUAACUUGGUAAGAAAACAAUUUAUGGUUUGUUGUUUAACAAAGUCAAAAGCUUGAAUUUUUGUUCAUGAUUAAAUCAAUCAUUCACAUUUUUUUUUUUUUUGAUCUUUUUUUUUUAAGAAAUAAAAUUCCUUUUGAUUUUUAGGAUGGUUCUGCCAGAUUGAAGACAUACAGAAGCUAUUUUUUUAUAUAUAUAUUGGAAAUGUAAUCCAUCUACGAAAUUAAAUAAAAAUCCAUUUGCAGUACAUGAACAUGUAACGAUACAAAAAGUACAUUUCUGCAUAAAUAGGAAACAACUUCAAAAAGCAAGUUUUUAAUUUUACAUGUAUGUACAUGUAUAACAAUAAAAAUAUAAAAAAAACUUUUAUCUCCCUUACAUAACGUAAUACUCAUAGCAUAAGUAUUAAUAGUAUUUUCCAGAGAUACUUACACAAUUUGGGAAAUAAAAAUAACAACAAUACUACAUUGUGCUCUGGGUUAACUGGACUGUGUCUUGUCCAAUGAAGUGGGAGGUCGAAUGCUUUAUUGAAUGGAACUUAUAGACAAAAUAUUAAGGAAAUAUCUCAAAUAGAACAUUUAAGAAUCAGAGCACACUAAUUAUAUUAGUAUGAAUCAUGUAACAUCUUAAGACACCCAUACACCUUAUUUUUAUGAAACAUUGUCAUGCGCUAUCAGAUGUUAGAUAUGUUAUUAUUAUUAUUGAUUCCUAACAGGAUAAAAAAAAUCCCGAAUUUCUUGCCCAUUAUAAUAUGUUCAUACAUUAUCCUUUCCGUAAAAAUAACCCCAUUAUCAACGACAUUGACACUGAAAAACGAGCUUGUGCAAAUUAAACUACGAAAGUAAAUGAAGACAUAAAGACCCUAUUUAAAGAUAUAAUCAAAACCUACUGUGACUGCAGGAAUCAAACCCAUGUUUAUAAGCAAAUCGUAGUUCAAAAACUCUAGCCCAAAAAUCAAGUUUAUUGACCUCAUCAGUUUUAUUUCAAUAUGUUAAAACAGGUAAAAUUAAUCCCACGUUAGUCUCCAUGUAACUUCAUCCUACGUAACGUGGUCGACAAUAAAUAAAUUUGAACACUUCAAGAUAAAACUGUGAUACACGUAUUUUAAUCACAUUUUACUGUUUCAUCUUGUUAAACUUUGUGCAUUUCAAUUUAAAUCCAUCGACUUAAAUAACGUAUAAACAUUGGGUUCAUAAAACGCGAGCUGAUUUGUAUUGAAUACAUUUUAUAGUCAGAAACACAGAACUCCCGCAGACCUUAUAUAAGCCAUUGUCGAGACACCAGGAAGAAGGGUCAGAAACAAUCUGAAGUAGGGAAUACCUAUAUUUACCAGCCAAUCCACAGGUAACUGGGUCUUUGCCAAGGUCUUAUCAACUGCGUUCCACGAAUCAGUACUAAGAUAAUUACUGAGUAUGGGUAGUUUAAAUGAAAGAAGUUAUGUGUAUACCACCUGCAAUGUAUUAAGCUAUUUAAACUUAUUAUUCUAAAUACUGUUUAAUUGGUUUUAGAUAUGACUGUAUUAAAACCUGCUGU
This is a messenger RNA of Mizuhopecten yessoensis (Yesso scallop), 5920 nucleotides long. Its product is annotated as von Willebrand factor D and EGF domain-containing protein-like. Bases 58 to 3318 code for a protein of 1086 amino acids. The transcript is spliced from 20 exons. Lineage: Eukaryota; Metazoa; Mollusca; Bivalvia; Pectinida; Pectinidae. The record is from RefSeq and is a predicted model, not a curated record.